UCGGAGCAGCCGCCGCGGCCCAGUAGCAGAGGAGCCGGGCCCGUCGCGGGGCAGGCGAGACGCGCGGCGGGAGCUCCGCGCCAGCAGCGCCAUGGCCACCAAGGCUCGGGUGAUGUAUGACUUUGCUGCUGAACCUGGAAACAAUGAGCUGACAGUUAACGAAGGGGAGAUCAUCAUAAUUACCAAUCCGGACAUAGGUGGAGGUUGGUUGGAAGGAAAAAACAGCAAAGGAGAGAGGGGACUUGUUCCAACAGAUUAUGUUGAAAUUCUAACUGAAAGUGGAUUUCCUUGUGGCAAUUCAGUAGCCGACCAAGCCUUUUUUGAUUCCCUCUCCUCAAGUACAGCUCAGAUCAACUCAGCUGCUAAAAACAAUAACCAGGUCAACAGUGCCCAUGACCCUUGGUCAAAUUGGAAAUCUGGAAAUGCGGACAAUGCAAAUUCUGGUGAUGCCUGGGCAACCAAACCUGAAAGUGCAGUGGGGCAAAAAAACAUCACUUCGAACAACUGGGAGGGAGCAGCACAGUUUGGGCACCCUCAGGCCUAUCAAGGCCCAGCGGCUGCUGAUGAUGACGAUUGGGAUGAUGACUGGGAUGAUCCAAAAUCAACGGCACCAUCUUACCUUGGCUAUAAGGAGAGUGAGUCUUCUGAGGCCGGGGGCCCACAGCGUGGAAAUUCUCGUGCAGCUGCCAUGAAAUUACCACUUAACAAAUUCCCUGGAUUUGCAAAACCUGGAAUGGAACAGUAUCUGUUGGCAAAGCAGCUAGUAAAACCCAAAGAGAAAAUUCCCAUAAUUGUUGGAGAUUAUGGUCCUAUGUGGGCUUAUCCUACCUCUACGUUUGACUGUGUGGUGGCAGAUCCCAAAAAAGGUUCCAAAAUGUAUGGCUUGAAGAGCUACAUUGAAUAUCAGCUAACAUGUACUAACACUAAUCGAUCUGUCAACCACAGAUAUAAACACUUUGAUUGGCUAUAUGAGCGUCUCCUGGUUAAAUUUGGAUUUGCUAUUCCAAUCCCAUCUCUUCCUGACAAGCAAGUCACAGGGCGCUUUGAAGAAGAAUUUAUCAAAAUGCGCAUGGAGAGGCUGCAGGGUUGGAUGACCAGGAUGUGUCGUCAUCCGGUUGUUUCAGAAAGUGAAGUUUUUCAGCAGUUCCUCAAUUUCCGGGAUGAGAAGGAAUGGAAAACUGGGAAGAGGAAGGCAGAAAAAGAUGAGAUUGUGGGAGUAAUGAUCUUUUCUACUAUGGAACCCGAAGCGCCUGACUUGGACAUGAUAGAAAUAGAACAGAAAUGUGAUGCAGUAGGCAGAUUCACCAAAUCCAUGGAUGAUGGAGUUAAAGAGUUGUUGACGGUGGGACAAGAACACUGGAAGCGUUGUACUGGACCAUUACCCAAGGAAUAUCAGAAGAUAGGAAAAGCCUUACAGAGUCUGGCACUGGUUUUCAGCACCAGUGGUUACCAAGGAGAAUCUCAUCUCAAUGAAGCAAUAACAGAAGCAGGAAAAACAUAUGAAGAAAUUGCCAGUCUCGUGGCAGAACAGCCAAGGAAAGAUCUCCAUUUUCUGAUGGAAACUAAUCAUGAAUACAAGGGAUUUCUUGGUUGCUUCCCUGACAUUAUAGGUGCUCACAAGGGAGCAAUAGAAAAAGUGAAGGAAAGCGAUAAAUUAGUCGCAACCAGUAAAAUAACACCACAGGAUAAGCAGAACAUGGUGAAGCGUGUAAGCACCAUGGCUUAUGCAUUACAAGCGGAGAUGAAUCAUUUCCACAGUAACCGGAUUUACGACUACAAUAACGUGAUCCGCCUGUACCUGGAACAGCAGGCACAGUUUUAUGAAACGAUUGCACAAAAGCUGAGGCAGGCACUUGGCCGCUUUCCGGUGAUGUAGAAAUAAACUGGGAUGGAUAAUGAAGAACAACUCCGAAGUGCUUUUCUGAUUUGGGGGCAAUGUGACUAAAAAGUUUGUUAGUCUUUGUCAUCCAAGAAACCAAAAAACACCACACCAAAAGGAAAAAAAUCUGAAUUGCAAAAAAGUUAAAAUAAUUUAAGAUGUUUACUUUUAUCCGCCUUAGUCUUUGCCAUCAAAAACAAAAAAAAAUCUGAAUUGCAAAAAAGUUAAAAUAAUUUAAGAUGUUUACUUUUAUCCGCCUUAGUCUUUGCCAUCAAAAACAAAAAAAAAUCUGAAUUGCAAAAAAGUUAAAAUAAUUUAAGAUGUUUACUUUUAUCCGCCUUAGUCUUUGCCAUCAAAAACAAAAAAAAAUCUGAAUUGCAAAAAGUGACAAUUUGAUGUUUACUUCUUCAGCCUAAAUGUACCAGUUAUUUAGGUAUCUAUUUAUGUUGAACACUCUCCCUCCAUAUCUGUCUUUUAAACAAAAGCUGUCUCUUGCUGGAAAGUGGUUUCAGUUGUAGGGAUUGAAAUUGUCAAACUAUUCUGCGUUGCCAUGGCUUACAAACAGAUUCAUGGUUUGUCAUAAAUUCUUCCAGUUUACUCUUAACUAGUGUCAGAUGACGAGGUAUUUUUUCAUUUAAAAAAAGUGAAUAAGCCAGAAAAAGAUGGUUUUUAUAUUUUUUUAUUUUCCUUAUAUACCAUUCAGCCUUUUGUUGGAAUUCUUUUCAGCAGUUAUAUAAAGUUUGUGUAUGUUUCAGUUGCACACUCAAGAUAAACUCUUAAUUGUUUUGUUUGGUGAGCAUUUUGCUCUAUAUGGUUGUGCUUUCCAACCUGUACUUCCAGCACACAGUUUCCCUAACAUGCUGGCUGGCAAAUUGUUCACUUUUUUCCAUAAUUACUUAAUAUUCCAUUCUUGUGGAACAAAGCUUUAGAGCUUGUGUGUGUGUUGGGCUCUCCCUCCCUUCCUGGCCAUGCACUGUGCAAAGAAGAGACAUUAACCAAGGAAAGAGCCAUUCCAGGAAUCUGGAAAAAUAUUCUUUCACACCAUUAGUCUGACCACAUUAAAUAUUAUGCAGCCAUGGGCUACCUCUAAUAGGGUUCUCAGUGCUGUGUCCUGGCCAUCAUCCUCCCCUUUCCCCUACAGAAGUCAGAGUAUCUGCAGAGAUGACACUUCCAGUCACUUUUGACCCCAAGUGACAGAAGUUCCUAGAUUACUACCCAACUCAGGUUUUAACAUAGUAGCGCAACAUGCUACUGGCUCCCAUUUAGCUUUAAAAAAAAAAUAAAAUAAUAAUCCACAGCCACUAAAAAAAGGUGUAGGGGGGAGGUGUGGACUUUCUAGUGUAAACUGAAGCGUGACCUCUGAGGUGUUGAAUAAAAUCUAGGAUGUGUGGCAAAUAAGUUAUUAAAAAUAUUAUAGUUGUAAAUGAGGUAUGGUGUUCACAGCACAUGAAUGGCACGGUUAUUGUCGUUAUUAGCGAAGUGCCACUAAAUGACUAGACUUUAGGCAAACUUAUAUAUAGUUACCGUCCAGUAUUUCACUUAAUGCCACAAGGAAGCCAGGAUGCCAAACUGCAGCUUUUGCUAAAAAAUCUUCCCUCAAAUACAAACAACUUAAGGAAUAAUUUAUUUUACCCACAAAGCCAUGUUAAGUGACGGGUACAUUCUGUUGGUUCUAUUGUUGCCUUACUCUGUUGUGUAUUGCUGUCAUUUUUGUGAAAUAUUUUUACAAUAAAAGAAAUCUGGAUCUGCCUGAAUAACAUGAAGCAAACAAAUCACAAAGCCUGAGUCCAGAUGCUCUUUAAUGGCAUGGGUUUUGUUCAUAUUUUAUAAAUACUUUGUUUUCCCUCAAUUUAGUUUUCUUCCAAAUUCCAUAGAGCCAUUUCAAUAUAUGUACAAAUUGUAAAGAAUGUGUAUAAAUGUUUUACACCAAAUGUAAGAUCUUUCCUGCAUGUAGAAGCAACUUAUAAAAUAAAUUGUUACGAUGUGUACAGUAAAUUCUGAAA
This is a messenger RNA of Gopherus evgoodei (Goodes thornscrub tortoise), 3882 nucleotides long. RefSeq names its product sorting nexin 9 (gene SNX9). Lineage: Eukaryota; Metazoa; Chordata; Testudines; Testudinidae. Gene Ontology annotation, molecular function: phosphatidylinositol binding; protein binding. Gene Ontology annotation, cellular component: plasma membrane; cytoplasmic vesicle. Gene Ontology annotation, biological process: plasma membrane tubulation; mitotic cytokinesis; endosomal transport. The record is from RefSeq and is a predicted model, not a curated record.